Molecule: messenger RNA, 1536 nt
Organism: Penicillium daleae
Lineage: Eukaryota; Fungi; Ascomycota; Eurotiomycetes; Eurotiales; Aspergillaceae
Product: cytochrome P450
Exons: 7
Coding region: 1-1536 (511 amino acids)
Molecular function (GO): iron ion binding; oxidoreductase activity, acting on paired donors, with incorporation or reduction of molecular oxygen; heme binding
Source: RefSeq, a predicted model, not a curated record
AUGAAUCUAGUAUUGCUAGCCAUUCUUCCGCUGAGCCUUUGGGCUAUUAGCCGAAUUUUGGUGAUACUGUAUCGUUUGACAUGGCAUCCCCUGGCCAAGUUCCCUGGGCCAAAAUGGGCGGCUCUCACCAGUGCAUACGAAUUCUACUUCGACGCGAUCAAAGGGGGCCAAUGCACCUUUGAAAUCGGUCGCAUGCAUAAGAAAUAUGGCCCCAUCGUGCGCAUCAGUCCCAGUGAGCUUCAUGUAAGCGAGCCCGGAUUUAUCGACGAGUUAUACCCAGGGCCCGGAAAGGUACGCGAUAAAUACAGCUAUGCUACCGGGCAAUUUGGUGUGUUCUGUGCAGUGUCGCAUAAUCUUCAUCGCAUGCGGCGAGGAGCGUUGAAUCCAUACUUUUCCAAAGCAGCUGUGGCGAAACUCGAACCUGUUAUUUACGCAACUGUCGACAAACUUUGUCGUCGCCUCGAACAGGUCGCCAAUUCUACAGACUCCGUCGACUUGGUAAUGGCCUUCAGUUGCAUGACUACCGAUAUAGUGACACAGUACGCAUUUGCAGAGUCAUCCAACUUCUUGGAUUCCACCACGUUCGCUCCGAACUUCCAUGAGGCAAUUCUAGCAGGGACUCGUAUGGGUGCGUGGGCAAGGCAUUUUCCAAUCUUGUUUCCAAUCCUGAGAAGUAUUCCCAUGGAUAUUUCUUCGAUGGCAAGAGGUAAGCGGCAUUCAGUCUCGAAAUAUAAAGAGGCGCCGGGACUAACACAGCAUCUUGUAAUCAACAAGAGCAUGAAGAAAAAGGUUUCUGACAUUUGGCAUGAGGAAAGCGCCUUCACAGCAAAGAAGAAUGAUGCUAUCCAGCAUCGGUCUACCAUCUUUCAUGAACUCUUCCAUGCUAAUAUACCAGACUCUGAGAAAGGCCCUGAUCGAAUGUGGCAAGAGGGUCAGAUAGUGAUUGGGGCAGGCACUGAAACCACGGCUUGGACGCUCACGGCAACGAUGUUCUUCAUUUUGAACAAUCCAGGAGUAUUGGCAAAACUGACCAAGGAGCUGGAAACGGCCAUUCCGGCCUGCUAUGAUCAACCUUCAUGCCGUAAAUUGGAGGGACUACCCGUAUACAACGCGGUAAUUCAAGAAGGGCUGCGGCUAUCUCACGGGGUUGCUACUCGCCUUCAACGAAUCAACCCGCAGGGUCCUAUGACAUUUCGACAGAGUGCCGCGGAUGUUCCAACGGGAGAAAAAGUCUGGAAGAUCCCAACUGGAACCCCAGUCGGUAUGACUGCUGUACUAGUUCAUCUUAACGAGGACCUGUUCCCCGAACCACUUGAGUUUCGACCUGAACGUUGGCUUGACGAGGAUGGAAAGCGGGAUCCGCGCCUUGAAAAAAUAUAUAUUGUCGUUCUCCAGAGUCUGGCAUACUCUGAGUUGGACAUGGGAAUUGGAAUUUUGAUACGACGACUGGGAGGCCGACUACAGCUUUUCGAAACAGAUUGGACUGAUGUGGACAUGGUUGAGGAUUGCUUCGUUCCAGUCCCCAAAAGAGACUAA